CAAGCGCGCGGCCGCGCCUCGCCGACCGCCGACGCACCACCGCACCAGUCCGCGAGAAGUCAACUAAACGAGCCCAAAGGCAGAGACAAGGAGCUCGGAUGCGGCGGCGCGCGGAGGUGGCCGUGGUGGGCGCGGGCCCCGCGGGGCUGGUGGCCGCGCGCGAGCUGCUCCGCGAGGGCCACGCCGUGGCCGUCUUCGAGAAGUCAGGCCGCGUGGGGGGCACCUGGGCGUACGACCCGCGCGCGGACGCCGACCCUCUGGGGCGCGACCCGGGCGCCCCCGGCGCCGUGCACAGCAGCCUCUACGCGUCGCUGCGCACCAACCUGCCGCGCGAGCUUAUGGGCUUCUCGGGCUUCCCGCUGGCGGGGCGGGUGUUCGCCGGCGACCCGCGCACGUUCCCGGGCCACCGGGAGGUGCUCGCCUUCCUCGACGCCUUCGCCGUGGAUUCCGGCGUCGCCGCGCACGUCAGGCUCGGAGCCGAGGUGCUGCGGGUGCGGCCGCUCUGUCGGGGGCAGCAAGGGGAGCAGUGGGCGGUGGCGUGGCGCGGGGAAGACGGCGGUGUCGCGGAGGAGGCAUUCGACGCCGUCGUCGUCUGCAGCGGCCAUUGCUCGGUGCCUCUGCUGCCCAAGAUCCGAGCGAUGCUUGUGUUGUGUGUUACAGGAAUUAACGAGUGGCAGGGGAAGCAAAUGCACAGCCACAAUUAUCGCACUCCAGAACCAUUUCAAGAUCAGAGUGUUGUAAUUGUAGGAUUGGGAGCCAGCGGAAUUGACAUUGCUAGAGAAAUCUCACAUGUGGCCAAGGAAGUGCACUUCGCAGCUAGGUACUCUGAGGACAGGCUUGGAAAGAUUGAACUCUACCAUAACGCUUGGAUGCAUGGCGAGAUAGAAUGCAUCCAAGAUGACGGUCUGGUGCGCUUUGCCGAAGGUUCAUCUGUAGCUGCAGAUACCAUUCUUUACUGCACAGGGUACCGCUACCAUUUCCCAUUCCUCGACCUAGAUGGGUUCACCGUUGACGACAACCGUGUCGGGCCACUGUACAAGCACGUCUUCCCACCAAAGUAUGCACCAAAUCUCUCUUUCGUUGGGCUACCAUACAAGAGCAUCAUCUUCUCGGCACUAGAGCUGGAAUCCAAGUGGGUCGCCGCCGUCCUGUCGGGGCGUGCCACGCUGCCGAGCGAGGAGGACAUGAUGGCCAACGUGCAAGAGGACUACCAGCGCAUGGAGGACGCCAGGAAGCCGAAGCGCCACACCCACACACUGUGGCCUCGAUGGGUGGAGUACCUGAACUGGCUGGCGGACCAGGUCGGCGAGACGCACGUGGAGCCGCGGAGGUCCGAGAUGUACGAGAAGGCGCUCAGGUGUGUCUGGUCCCUGGACGAGGGUUACCGUGAUCGAUGGGAAGAAGAAAACAUUGGCUGCGGAUCACCCUAGGAUGAAGAGGAUGAGUUGCCGAUUAGGGUGGUUGCCGAUGGAGGAGAAGUUGAACGUAAUUAAGUCUACAGGCGGUGAUGUGUCUGUGCCGAUGCUAUGAUGAGAAAGUCUGCCGAUGACUAUGGCACGGGAGUCUGCCGAUGAUACGAAAGAAGAGUUCGGCAGCCGCUGAUGGUUUGUGACAGAGUUUCAGUUUGUCACGAGGGAUAGUUUUGUUGUUUCCUUAAAUAUUUAAAUCGUUUUGUAUACAGAUUCCGUGUAAUUUGGAAUUCGAAUUCUAAUCGUAUUUGGCUAUGGCUCUUUGAGCAGGGUAUAAAUAUAGACCCUAGGACCUUGUAAUGAGACAUCUAUCAAUCAAUAAAACAUAUGUUUCUACUCA
Messenger RNA from Sorghum bicolor (sorghum), 1809 nucleotides. RefSeq names its product flavin-containing monooxygenase FMO GS-OX-like 2. NCBI's taxonomy places the organism in Eukaryota, Viridiplantae, Streptophyta, Magnoliopsida, Poales, Poaceae. Bases 99 to 1430 code for a protein of 443 amino acids. Gene Ontology annotation, molecular function: NADP binding; N,N-dimethylaniline monooxygenase activity; flavin adenine dinucleotide binding. The record is from RefSeq and is a predicted model, not a curated record. The transcript has 8 exons.